GGCUGCUGCGCGAUCAAACAUUGCGACGAUAAUCUGUAAAGUGGCCAGUUCCGCAGGACUAAAUCAUAUUUUCAAUCUCAUCUUCAAUGUGGCUAAUUAUCCUUCUUUUUUUGAUUGCUACCAUACCUCCCACUGCUGAUGCUUCUGAUGUUGGUGCCACGAUGAAAUUAUCUUGUAUGUAUGCAUAUGCCAGCAAAUUGCCUGAAAAUCAUCGAUUCUGGGCCAAAGUUCGAUUGAUGAAGAAAAAUGGCACAAGUGGUGGUGCUACGCUUGACGAGCAGAAACAAAUCAACUCUGAUCGUGAACCGCAUAUGCAGUUUACAAUGUCAGCAAACGAUAUAAAAGACCCAAAAGAUCUCUACAUUGACAUAAAGCACAACUGUGUCCAAAACCACACAACGACGUAUCAAGUUAAAGACGUUGAUGUCGAGAUGGACAGCAAUAAUCCCACAGUCAAGGAUGUGGGUACAAUAUUUUUGCCUUGAUAAGAAAAAUUACGAUUAGGUAGAUACUUUAUUAGGCUUGAUAUGUUUUCAGAAAUUCUCUUUUGAAGUAAAAAAAAACUUUUAUGACUGAACUUUUGUGACUUAUAAUAUGAAAAUUGAUAAAGAUCAACUACUUCGUAUUUUGCUUCAAGUCUGUCUCGUUUACUGACAAUUGAUAGUACAAUGAAUAAAUAUAGAUACAA
Messenger RNA from Cylicocyclus nassatus, 688 nucleotides. Lineage: Eukaryota; Metazoa; Nematoda; Chromadorea; Rhabditida; Strongylidae. The record is from the annotation of a GenBank genome assembly.